GAUGGGCUCUCCGUAAUGCUUUGGUUAUGAAGAAAGAAGGACUGCUGAAUUGUUGUUUUGCAAUGGAGAAGACAGAGGGAGAAGCACCAGCACUGUGGCUCCCACCCUGUUGCUUAUCCCCCUGCAGACAUGUGUCCCAAGUCCUCUCUGUGCUGUAUUAAGGAAAGGAAAAGCUUAGACAUUACAACGUGUACUUUCUUACAUCUCCUUUUCCCAUUUUGCAUCCUAUAACCCCCUGGUGAAAAGAGGAACAAUGACUUUAUAUAGCUGCUGCUUGGUUUUUUUGCUGUUUACCUGGAACACAGCUGCCUAUGGGCCAAACCAGCGGGCACAGAAGAAGGGAGACAUUAUUCUCGGAGGAUUGUUCCCCAUUCAUUUUGGAGUGGCUGCUAAAGACCAGGAUCUAAAAUCAAGACCAGAAUCAGUGGAGUGUAUAAGGUAUAAUUUCCGAGGCUUCCGCUGGCUCCAGGCUAUGAUCUUUGCCAUAGAAGAAAUAAACAGUAGCCCAACUCUCCUUCCUAACAUGACCCUAGGAUACAGGAUAUUUGACACUUGCAAUACAGUCUCUAAAGCUUUGGAGGCCACGCUGAGUUUUGUGGCCCAGAACAAGAUAGACUCCUUGAACCUGGACGAAUUCUGCAACUGCUCAGAACAUAUCCCUUCCACCAUUGCAGUUGUGGGGGCAACCGGCUCUGGCAUCUCUACCGCUGUGGCCAAUCUGCUGGGACUCUUUUACAUACCUCAGGUCAGCUAUGCCUCAUCCAGUCGUCUCUUGAGCAAUAAGAACCAAUUCAAGUCCUUCCUCCGCACAAUCCCCAAUGACGAGCAUCAGGCCACGGCGAUGGCAGACAUCAUCGAGUACUUUCGCUGGAACUGGGUGGGAACAAUUGCAGCUGAUGAUGACUAUGGCCGGCCAGGGAUUGAAAAGUUUCGGGAGGAGGCAGAGGAGCGAGACAUCUGCAUUGAUUUUAGCGAGCUCAUCUCCCAGUACUCAGACGAAGAGGAGAUCCAGCAGGUGGUGGAGGUCAUACAGAACUCCACAGCAAGGGUGAUCGUUGUUUUCUCCAGUGGCCCAGACCUGGAGCCCCUCAUCAAAGAGAUCGUCAGGCGAAACAUCACUGGCAAGAUCUGGCUGGCAAGCGAGGCCUGGGCCAGCUCUUCCCUGAUAGCCAUGCCAGAGUUCUUCCGCGUCAUCGGCAGCACCAUUGGGUUUGCACUGAAGGCAGGACAGAUCCCAGGAUUUCGUGAGUUCCUGCAGAAGGUGCAUCCCAAGAAGUCCACUAACAAUGGCUUUGCCAAGGAGUUUUGGGAGGAGACGUUUAACUGCUACCUCCCCGAUGGGUCCAAAAAUUCUCCAGCUUCAACUUCCUUCCACAAGGGCCAUGAAGAGGGACUGGGAGUUGGAAAUGGAACAUCUGCCUUCCGACUUCCAUGCACAGGGGAUGAGAACAUCACCAGUGUGGAGACACCAUACAUGGACUACACGCACUUGCGGAUAUCCUAUAAUGUGUAUUUGGCAGUAUAUUCUAUUGCCCAUGCCUUGCAGGAUAUAUAUACCUGUACCCCUGGGAAAGGACUCUUCACGAACGGAUCCUGUGCGGACAUUAAGAAGGUUGAGGCAUGGCAGGUUCUCAAGCAUCUGCGACACUUAAAUUUCACCAAUAACAUGGGGGAGCAAGUGGAUUUUGAUGAGUUUGGGGACCUAGUAGGAAAUUACUCAAUCAUCAAUUGGCAUCUCUCUCCAGAGGAUGGCUCAGUCGUCUUUGAAGAGGUUGGGCACUACAAUGUUUACGCCAAGAAAGGCGAGAGGCUCUUUAUCAAUGAAAACAAGAUCCUGUGGAGUGGAUUCUCUAAGGAGGUGCCUUUCUCUAACUGCAGCAGGGACUGCCUUCCGGGCACGAGGAAAGGCAUCAUUGAGGGAGAGCCCACCUGCUGCUUCGAGUGUGUGGAUUGCCCCGACGGGGAGUACAGCGAUGAAACAGAUGCAAGUGCCUGUGACAAGUGUCCUGAGGACUACUGGUCCAAUGAGAACCACACGUCCUGCAUCCCCAAGCAGAUAGAAUUUCUGUCCUGGACCGAGCCCUUUGGGAUUGCUCUGACUCUCUUUGCUGUACUGGGAAUUUUCCUGACUUCUUUUGUCCUGGGAGUCUUCACCAGAUUUCGCAACACGCCCAUUGUCAAGGCCACAAACCGGGAGCUGUCCUACCUCCUCCUCUUUUCCUUGCUCUGCUGCUUCUCCAGCUCGUUGUUCUUCAUUGGCGAGCCCCAGAACUGGACUUGUCGUCUGCGGCAGCCAGCUUUUGGCAUCAGCUUUGUCCUCUGUAUCUCCUGCAUCCUGGUGAAAACCAACCGUGUCCUGCUCGUCUUUGAGGCAAAGAUCCCCACAAGCCUCCACCGAAAGUGGUGGGGCCUCAACCUCCAGUUCCUCCUAGUCUUCUUGUGCACAUUUGUGCAGAUUGUCAUCUGUGUGAUUUGGCUCUACACCGCCCCACCAUCCAGUUAUCGAAACCAUGAACUGGAGGAUGAGAUUAUCUUCAUCACAUGCCAUGAAGGCUCCUUGAUGGCCCUCGGCUUCCUCAUUGGCUACACCUGCCUCCUGGCGGCCAUCUGCUUCUUCUUUGCCUUCAAGUCUCGAAAGCUGCCUGAGAAUUUUAACGAGGCCAAGUUCAUCACCUUCAGCAUGCUGAUAUUCUUCAUCGUGUGGAUCUCCUUCAUCCCUGCUUACGCCAGCACAUACGGCAAGUUCGUCUCUGCCGUGGAGGUGAUUGCGAUCCUGGCUGCCAGCUUUGGGCUCCUGGCCUGCAUCUUCUUCAACAAAGUCUACAUCAUCCUCUUCAAGCCCUCCCGCAACACAAUCGAGGAGGUGCGCUGCAGCACAGCUGCCCAUGCUUUCAAGGUGGCUGCCAGGGCCACGCUGAGACGGAGCAAUGUGUCGCGCAAGCGCUCCAACAGCCUGGGGGGCUCCACCGGCUCCACCCCUUCCUCCUCCAUCAGCAGCAAGAGCAACCACGAGGACCCUUUUCCUCUACCAGCUUCUGCCGAGCGGCAGCGCCAGCAGCAGCGUGGGUGCAAGCAAAAAGUCAGCUUCGGGAGCGGCACGGUCACCCUGUCACUGAGCUUCGAGGAGCCACAGAAGAACGCCAUGGCCAACAGGAACACCAAGCGCAGGAACUCCCUGGAGGCCCAGAACAGCGAUGACAGCCUGAUGUGGCACCGGGCCCUGCUUCCCCUGCAGAACAAUGAGCCCCUCAGCAGCGAGCCCGGCUUCCAGGCAGCUUCCAGCCCGGAGACCAGCUCACAGGAGUCAGUGGUGGGAGACACCAAAGAAGAGGUACCAAGCCCUGAGGCAGAGCCUUCCCUGCCAUCGGCUAACUCCCGAAAUUUUAUAGGCGCUGGAGGUGGCUCUGUCACAGAGAACAUGGUACAUUCCUAA
Messenger RNA from Mesitornis unicolor (brown roatelo), 3433 nucleotides. RefSeq names its product calcium-sensing receptor (gene CASR). The transcript has 6 exons. Gene Ontology annotation, molecular function: calcium ion binding; G protein-coupled receptor activity. The record is from RefSeq and is a predicted model, not a curated record. The coding region runs from base 254 to 3433 and encodes 1059 amino acids. Gene Ontology annotation, cellular component: membrane. NCBI's taxonomy places the organism in Eukaryota, Metazoa, Chordata, Aves, Mesitornithiformes, Mesitornithidae. Gene Ontology annotation, biological process: G protein-coupled receptor signaling pathway; regulation of calcium ion transport; detection of calcium ion.